AUGGCGUUCAGUUCAGAUGACCAAGACUAUGCGGGCGAGAAGAGGUUCGCCGGACGAGAUGUCCAACCUGCUCCGGACAAUGCUGUCGCCAAUAUUGACGACCCAGAGGCACCCUCCAAAGAAGUCUCGUCCAAACGGCAAAGUAUCAGCGAUCUGUUCACGAUAUUCUGCGCCGGAUUUGCGCUCAUCAGCGAUGGCUACCAAAACAGCUUAAUGACCAUGACGAAUGUUGUCCUCAAGGCCGAGUACGCGAAACAAUACACCUCCAAGUGGAGCACCCAAGUCUCUAAUGCUCUUCUUGUUGGCGAGAUCUUUGGUCAGAUCAUCAUUGGCUUGACGUGCGACUAUCUUGGACGAAAGACUGCGAUUAUUGUUACGACGCUGAUGAUUGUCUUCGGCGGUAUCCUGGCUACUGCUUCGAAUGGCCAUACCAUCUACGGCAUGUUCUGGAUGUUGACUGUGGCUCGAGGCAUUGUAGGUUUCGGGACGGGGGGUGAGUAUCCUGCGUCAUCAACUAGUGCUUCGGAAGCUGCGAACGAGAGCCGCUUGUCACAGCGUGGACCUAUCUUCAUCCUGGUCACGAACCUGCCAUUGUCCUUCGGAGGUCCCUUGUCGGUCUCGAUCUUCCUGAUCGUUUUGUCGGCCGCUGGCCAAGCCAGGUUGUCCACGAUAUGGCGGGUCUGCUUUGGUAUUGGUAUCAUCUUCCCAUUUACCGUCUUCUACUUCCGCUUGAAGAUGCUUAACAGCAAGCUCUACCGCCGUGGAGCCAUCAAACGUAGAGUACCAUACCUACUUGUCUUACGCUACUACUGGAAGUCUUUGAUUGGUACUUGUGGAGCAUGGUUUUUGUACGACUUUGUCACGUUCCCCAACGGUAUCUUCUCUGGCCAGAUUAUCUCGUCCGUCGUCAACAAGCACGACAAUAUUCGAUCCACCGCGGAAUGGCAGCUUCUUCUGGGCACCCUCUCAUUGCCAGGUGUGUUCAUUGGCGCUCUUCUCUGCAACCGUCUUGGGCGAAAGAACACCAUGAUGCUCGGUUUCGCGGGCUAUCUUGUCUUCGGCCUCGCCGUCGGCUGUUCUUAUGAUAAGGUCACCAAAAUUGUACCGCUCUUCGUCAUCCUGUACGGCUUGAUGCAGUCGAGUGGCAAUCUUGGACCUGGGGAUAUGCUUGGCCUGCUAUCGUCCGAGUCUUACGCUACUGCUGUAAGAGGGACAUGCUAUGGUAUCUCUGCUGCCCUUGGAAAGACUGGCGCAGCUGUUGGCACGCAAGCAUUUACGCCAAUACAAACCCAUCUCGGCAAGCGGUGGACAUUUAUCAUCGCUGCUAUUUGCGGUGUGGCUGGUAUCCUGGUCACCUUUUUCUUCGUGCCCAAUAUCAAGGGAGACGAUCUGGCAAAUGCAGACGAGAAAUUUCGACUAUACCUCGUCAGCAAAGGCUGGGAUGGCGAGAUGGGAGAGGACGAUCUUAAAGCUCUCGCGGAUCAGGGCAUACCCGAGAGCGUUAUGGAAGACGCGGAACGAGAAGGCAGCAUUGCCAAAGCCAUGUAG
Messenger RNA from Recurvomyces mirabilis, 1548 nucleotides. It is a transcript of the gene GIT1, whose product is annotated as Plasma membrane permease, mediates uptake of glycerophosphoinositol and glycerophosphocholine. Gene Ontology annotation, cellular component: membrane. The transcript has 3 exons. The record is from RefSeq and is a predicted model, not a curated record. Gene Ontology annotation, biological process: transmembrane transport. Gene Ontology annotation, molecular function: transmembrane transporter activity. NCBI's taxonomy places the organism in Eukaryota, Fungi, Ascomycota, Dothideomycetes, Mycosphaerellales, Teratosphaeriaceae. The coding region runs from base 1 to 1548 and encodes 515 amino acids.